This is a messenger RNA of Candida dubliniensis CD36, 525 nucleotides long. RefSeq names its product Med11p (gene MED11). Gene Ontology annotation, biological process: regulation of transcription by RNA polymerase II. Gene Ontology annotation, molecular function: transcription coregulator activity. NCBI's taxonomy places the organism in Eukaryota, Fungi, Ascomycota, Pichiomycetes, Serinales, Debaryomycetaceae. Bases 1 to 525 code for a protein of 174 amino acids. The transcript has a single exon. Gene Ontology annotation, cellular component: mediator complex. The record is from RefSeq and is a predicted model, not a curated record.
AUGUCAUCACUAAAUAAUGAAAAGGCCGAAAAUUUCAUUCAGGAAAGAUUGGAUUCAUUACAUGAAAUAGAUUGUAAAGUAGUGACUUUACUUGAUCAAUUUUCAUCAAUAUUUCAAUCAUUUUAUACUAAAGAUAAAGAAGAAUUUUCUCAACAAACAUCUGAUAUAUAUUCUACUUUGAGUAAAGUUGCCAUUGAUUUACGUAAAGAAAUUAAAAUUAUGGAUGAUAAUAUUGGGGCAUAUGAUAAGAAUGAUGAUAAUGUGAUGAUUUUACCUAUUAGUAAUGUGGAUCAAAAAAACACAAAAUUAGGUAGAAAACGAUUGAAUUUAGAAUUAGCUGAAUUGAAAAGACUAAUAUCUGAUGCAAAAGAAGUUGAAAAUAUAGAAAAUGAUGAUAAUGAUAAUAAUGAAAUUCAACCUGAAAGUGAUGGUAACCAGAUACCACAAGGCAACGAGAAUGAGAAUGAAAAUGAAAACGAUCAAAACAACAACGUAGCGAAUGAUGACACCGAAAUGAAGGAUUAA